CUUCAAUGUCACCUUCUUCAUCAUGGUCUGAUCUCCCAAUUGACAUAUUGUUAAGCAUUAGAGAAAAGUUGGAGCUUCAUCAUUACUCUGAUCUCAUAUCGUUUCGCUCGGUCUGCUCCCAUUGGCAUUCUAUAGUUCCGAUUCCAGAACAUACCCUAAGGUGAUUGUUUGUUCGAGCUCAGCUGUUGGCAUUGUAGUGACCUGCAUUAUUGGAAUAUUUCAACGAGACAAAAAUACAAUGGAGAAACGGGUUGUGGUUUGCAGGCAUGGGGUUGGCCAAAAUUGGAGGCUUUUGAAGGAAAACACUGAUGACAUAUUUGAUAUCACUCUCAUCGGCAACGAUCACGUUUAUAUUCUGGACAAGUAUUUGAAUCUCUACGUGCUUGACGAAAGGUGUUCAUCUAUGAGAUUAGUAAGGUUUAGAUUAUGGGUUCAGAAACAAAUCUUACAAGUUGAUGGUGUGAAUGAUCCAAUUGACAAACAAUUAUCUAGUAAUGAUUUAUACAUGAAAACAAGUGGGAAAUCAGAUCUGAAGAUAUAUGUGUAUUGUCGGAGAAACUUUUUUGGACCUCAUUGGAUAUCCUUAAAAUUUGAUGCGGAAGAACAUUGUAGCUACAAUGCUGAUGUUGAUGUUGUUGAUGUUGAAUGUGAAGCUAAAUGGGUCUAUUUUUAUCCUUUUUCUGAUGAUCGCACAGAAUACUUCACUCCAAAGCUAAGGCCAACUAUUACUUAGUAUUAAGGAGCAAAACAAAG
This is a messenger RNA of Phalaenopsis equestris, 753 nucleotides long. RefSeq lists its product as uncharacterized. The record is from RefSeq and is a predicted model, not a curated record. NCBI's taxonomy places the organism in Eukaryota, Viridiplantae, Streptophyta, Magnoliopsida, Asparagales, Orchidaceae. Bases 239 to 733 code for a protein of 164 amino acids. The transcript is spliced from 2 exons.